This is a messenger RNA of Peniophora sp. CBMAI 1063, 1665 nucleotides long. The record is from the annotation of a GenBank genome assembly. Lineage: Eukaryota; Fungi; Basidiomycota; Agaricomycetes; Russulales; Peniophoraceae.
AUGGCGACAAUACAUCAACCCACGGCGUCGAGCUCGAGCGCGACGUUACAGUCUACGCUCGGCGAAGAGAUUCUCAGGACUGAGCGGAGGAUCGAAGAGUACGGCGGCGACGAUCCUGAAGAACCGCCUGUCAAGUCGCCUUUGCCCGACAACGCAACAUCGAGGAGGCCAUCAUCAACGCACAAGGACGAGCACGACCCGAACCUGGUGCGCUUCGAGGGCCCGGAUGAUAUGGGCAACCCACACAACUGGUCGAGGACGUAUAGAUGGUUCUUGACGAUGAUAUGCUCGUUGUUGACGGUUAACGUGACGUUCGCGUCGUCUGCGCCGACGUCUGCUGCCGGACUCGUUCAACAAGAAUUUGGCGUAUCGAGCGAAGUCGCGGAUCUGCUUACGAGCUUGUUUCUGGUCGGAUACGUCGCGGGACCGAUAUUCUGGGGUCCUGGAUCUGAAGUCUUUGGACGGCGUCCGGUCUUCAUUCUUACGAUGACAUGCUACACUCUCUUCAUCCUCGGCCAAUCCCUCGCCCAAAACGCCCCCACACUCCUCAUAACGCGCUUCCUCUCCGGCUUCUUCGCCUGCGCACCACUCACAAACGCCGGCGGCGUGAUCGUUGACAUCUGGGACCCCGUCGCGCGCGGGACAGCCUCGUCCGUCUUCGUCUCGAUGGUCUUCCUCGGCCCGGUCCUGGGUCCGGUCGUAGCGGGCUUCAUCGCACAAGAUACGGGCGACUUUCGCUGGGUGUUCUGGGUCAUGUUCAUAUUCGCGGGUGUAUGCUCGGCUCUGGCGGCCGUGUUCUUGCCCGAGACGUACGGCCCGCGUAUCCUCGAGCUGCACGCGAGAAAGCUGCGAAAGGAGGACCCGGUCAAGAACAAGGACCUGUACGCCGAGGCCGAGAAGCAUGGGUGGGAUUUCGCGAGUCUGAUCGAUCGUACGAUCAAGCGCCCGUUCAAGAUGCUCGCAUCUGAGCUCAUCUUGUUGCUCAUCACGAUCUACAUGUGUUUCAUCUAUGGCAUCUUGUACGGACUGUUCGAAGCGGUCCCGAUCAUCUUUGCUGAGAAACGCGGAUUCACAGUCUCACAGACCGGGCUGGCGUUCAUUGGUGUGGGCAUCGGCGUCGUGCUCAGCUGCUUCGUCGGCAUAUACACCUCCAGGUCGUACCCCGCUCUCGUCAAAGAAUGGCGAGGCUUUCCUCCGCCCGAACAUCGUCUGUACGGCGGAAUGAUCGCGGGCCCUUCGAUGGUCAUCGGCGCGUUCUGGUUGGGGUGGACUGGGGCUUAUCCUGAUGUGCAUUGGGCUGUACCUGCGGUUAGUCUGCUGUUCAUCGGGAUGAGCGUCACACUCGUAUUCAUCUCGUUCAUCAGCUACCUAGUAGACACCUACCUCAUGUACGCCGCCUCCGCCCUCGCAGCCAACACGAUCGCCCGAUCAGCAGUUGGCGCCGCCUUUCCACUCUUUACUGUCCAGAUGUACCAUGGCAUGGGCAUUCAGUGGGCGAGCACUCUCAUUGGGCUCGUGGCGCUGCUGCUUGCGCCUAUGCCGUUUUUGUUCUUUAGGUAUGGGGCGAGAAUACGGGCGGGGUCGAGGUUUGCGCCGGGGGUGGAUUUGAGGAUUAGGAGGGAGAUUGAGGAGGAGAAGGGAGGUAAGAAGGGAGUUGAGGUUUGA